Molecule: messenger RNA, 1784 nt
Organism: Xyrauchen texanus (razorback sucker)
Lineage: Eukaryota; Metazoa; Chordata; Actinopteri; Cypriniformes; Catostomidae
Product: CMP-sialic acid transporter-like
Exons: 8
Coding region: 134-1144 (336 amino acids)
Biological process (GO): pyrimidine nucleotide-sugar transmembrane transport
Cellular component (GO): Golgi membrane
Molecular function (GO): pyrimidine nucleotide-sugar transmembrane transporter activity
Source: RefSeq, a predicted model, not a curated record
CGUGUCCUCCCUGAAGUGUCAGUCAGUCUCUUGUUGCUUUGAAGCGUCAUUAGAAGCAGUAAUGCGGCGGUUGUCACGGUUAGAAGUUUUAGAAGAUUAGUGUUUUUAUUAUCUAACCGACAGAAACUCAAUUAUGGCGAACGAGUCAGUUGGUGUGCUUUUCAAGCUGUACUGCUUGAUUGUGAUGACUCUGAUUGCUGCCACAUACGCUGUGGCUCUGAGAUACACCAGGACCGUGACCUCUGACCUCUACUUCUCCACCACUGCAGUGUUCAUCGUUGAGGUCAUCAAAAUGCUGCUCAGUCUGGUGAUGCUUCUCUGGGAAACAGGUGGCCUCGGCAGAUGUAAAACAGCGCUGGUCAACCACAUUUUCAAAAGUCCAAAGGAAGUGCUCAAGCUGAGUGUACCAUCUGUUGUAUAUGCCAUCCAAAACAACAUGGCCUACUUAGCCUUGAGCAACCUGGAUGCGGCUGUCUUCCAGGUGACAUAUCAGUUGAAGAUCCCCUGUACGGCCCUGUGUAUGGUGCUGAUGCUGAACCGCUCUCUGAGCAGACUGCAAUGGUUCUCCGUCUUCAUGCUGUGUGGAGGAGUCGCACUGGUGCAGUGGACCCCGCCAGAAUCCACUAAAGUUCAGGUGGAACAGAACCCAUUCCUGGGCUUUGUGGCGAUUGCGAUCGCGGUCCUCUGCUCUGGGUUUGCAGGUGUGUAUUUUGAGAAGGUUCUGAAGAGUUCGGAUACAUCUCUGUGGCUCAGAAACAUUCAGAUGUACCUGUCAGGUAUACUGGUGACCCUCAUAGGUGUCUUUGUGACAGACAGGGCCAAUGUGUUGGAGAAAGGAUUCUUCUUCGGUUACACACCUUGGGUCUGCGUUGUAAUCUUUUUGGCGAGUGUGGGAGGAUUGUACACGUCAGUGGUGGUGAAAUACACUGAUAACAUCAUGAAGGGCUUCUCUGCAGCCGCUGCUAUCGUGCUGUCCACCGUGGCAUCCGUCAUCCUCUUCGGCCUGCAGAUGACGGUGUCUUUCAUCUCAGGAGCCUUGUUGGUGUGUGUGUCCAUUUACCUGUACGGGCUGCCGAAACAAGACACCAGCAAUGUGCAGAGAGCUGAUACAGACAGCACAAAAGAGAAACUCAUCGCAGUCUGACCAGCGAUUGGUGGGAAUCAGAGACCAAUGAGCCGCCAGCGUCAGCGCUUUGCCAAAUGCCGGAGCAAUUCCAGUAUUUGUGCAUGAUUUUAGAGCAAACACAUCUUUGGACUGUUAAAACUUUAAGACUCACCCUGUUUACAGAUGAUGAUCGUGGUUCACUGUUGGCCAUAAAGUGCUCACUCUAGACCACACAGAAGGAAAGCAUUUUGCUCUUUUAUCUCCGCUUUUAAAGGAAGGGUGGGGUAGUUUUUUUUAAAUGUGAAUAUAAUCUUUUCUCUCUGUAUAAAAUCGUUUACAAGUUUUUUACACUGCAGAUUGUUAGACAUUGAACACUAUUGGAGCCAAAACACAUUCUGAAUGUUCAUGAAAAUAUGAGGCCCCAUAUAAGAACUUUGUCUUGCCAAUUUUAUUUACAUACAGGUUUUUUUAUAUUUACAUAAGGUGAAUGUAAAAAGGAUCCUUGCUGUUUACUAUGUGUCAGGGGAGACAUGCAAGUAAAAUAACUUCCACUAAUUUGAUUAUAGUGCAAAACAAAUGUUUACUCCUGGGGUUGGGGACCUGCUCUCUGUAUGUAUUUAUAAGGCAUCGCUUAAUUUUGCUAAUUGGAUCCAGUGACCUGAUUAAACAUGUUGUGAUG